Molecule: messenger RNA, 4441 nt
Organism: Chondrus crispus (carragheen)
Lineage: Eukaryota; Rhodophyta; Florideophyceae; Gigartinales; Gigartinaceae
Exons: 5
Coding region: 1-4269 (1422 amino acids)
Biological process (GO): transmembrane transport
Cellular component (GO): membrane
Molecular function (GO): ATP binding; ABC-type transporter activity; ATP hydrolysis activity
Source: RefSeq, a predicted model, not a curated record
AUGGGUGGAUGGCAUCCACUGGAUGCGUGCCACUGCCUUGAGUCCACAGUGACCGCCGAUCCGACGUUGUCUGGUCCCUUGUCCCCAUUCAUCUGCUCCUGUACCUUGUACCUCCCUUUCUCAUGUAUUUCCGUUGUCUCUCGAACGGUUAACAACACCUCCGCCCCUCCCUCCUGCACCGUCCCCCCGCUCCACUUUGUCGUCCCCCCUCUCCGUCCUACCCCUGCGUCUCAAUCGCGGACCGCAAUUGCUGACAACCGAGUCAUGGCGGACGAUGUCACGGCCCAGCCGGCCUCUCCCGCUCUCAAACCUGAUAAGGGUAACCCAGAUGUGGACGGCGAGCGCCGACCAUGUCCGGAAGCCAGCGCAAAUUGGAUUUCCCAUAUCUUCUUAGGGUGGGUCUUCUCCCUCGUCUACAACGGAUGGAAGAAGCCUUUGCUAGACGACUAUCUCUGGGAGCUUCGCGAUUUCGAACGCGGCAGCGCAACCACCACCGCUCUCACCAAAAAUUGGCACAACGUCUUAGACGAAGAAAAACCAAAAAACAGACUCUUCUCCGCUAUCUUUCGCACUAAUAGACGCAAAUUGUUCAUCUCGGCAAUCUUCAAAGCCAUUGAGCUCUCACUUGCCACCUUACAGCCUGUCCUCAUCAACAAACUCUUGGUCUUCAAUGAGAGUGAUGAACCCAUCGGCGUGGGCCUUGCAUGGGCCUUCGCCCUCCUCCUCACCCCUGUCAUUCGAACUAUUUUCGAAAACCACUACUUUAUGAAAGUCAUGCGUACCGGUAUGCGCGUUCGCUCUAGUUUGCAAGGGACGAUCUAUGAAAAGAGUCUCCAUAUAAGUCCGUCAGCGAGGGCUAAUUCUUCCCUUGGCGAAAUUGUCAACCUUAUGCAGCUUGAUACUCAGAGGAUUGGAGACUUCUUUCAGUUUUCCAAUCAGCUGUGGGCCUCACCCGUGCAGAUCAUUGUGACCGUUGCACUACUGUACAACUUCAUUGGCGUCUCGGCUGUGAUCGGUUUGGUCGUUACCAUGGCGACGCUACCGGCACAGUCCAUGCUCAUGUCAGCUAUGAUAAAGUUGAGAAAAGAAAGUCUCGGCAUUACUGACCGCCGUGUCAAGCUAAUGAAUGAGAUUCUACAAGGUAUCAAGGCCGUCAAGUUUUACGCAUGGGAAGAACCGUUUUCUGUCGCGGUGGAGGACGAGCGGAAACAGGAGCUAAAGAAACUUUCCGGAACAAUUUGGCUCCGCUCUACCUUUAUGGCAAUUAUGAUGGCUAUUCCGAGUAUUAUUGCAGUUAUCACCUUUGCUUUCUUCAAUGGUGUCUUCGGCGAAGAGUUGAAUCCAGCCCGUAUCUUUACCGGUCUAGCACUGCUCAACCAGCUACGGCUUCCAGUCAUGAUGCUUCCGAUGACUAUUAACAGCUUGAUUGACGCACGAAUUGGAGUAAAGCGUAUUGAGCGGUUCUUGGACCUGGAAAACACUGAAAAUUACUCACGUGAAGAUCCUCAAAAGAAAGACACUGCUCUAGAUGAGCGUCGCGAAGACGUUGACAGCGCCUCUAGUUCUGACUCCUCGGAAUCCCGUCCUGGAUCUAUCCGAAUCAAAAACGGGGAAUUUGAGUGGGGUGAAAUGCAAUCCGAACCGAGCGCCACUGAAAAGAAGGGCUGGUUGAGUAAGUGCAUUCCUGGCCUUGCCAAGAAGAAGGGGGUACCUGAAACGACGGAACAGCGGGUUGAAUCUCAGCCAACUGCGGCUCUGUCGAACGAAAAAAAUACAUCCAGGCGCGGGGCUGUUCUUCGCAACAUUAGCGUGAGUGCCAAAGGCGGAGAACUGGUCGCCGUGGUUGGUCGUGUUGGCUCAGGAAAGUCAUCCCUCGUUCAUGCGAUAUUAGGCGAGAUGCUCAAGGUGGAAGGUGAUGUCCAAGUAGACGGCAAGAUCGCCUAUGUGGCACAAACUGCUUGGAUUUUCAAUGAAACCCUCCGAAAUAACAUUCUCUUCGGCAAAGAAUUCGAUGAGGCACAGUAUCGUAGAGCUGUAACUGUGUCAGCUCUUCAGCAAGAUAUUGAUGCUCUUCCAGGUGGGGACAUGACUGCGAUUGGGGAGAAGGGGAUUAACCUUUCGGGAGGUCAGAAGCAGCGAGUCAGCAUUGCGAGGGCUGUCUACGCCGACACCGAUGUGUACCUCUUCGACGAUCCGUUGUCAGCUCUCGAUGCCCAUGUCGGUCAAGAGGUUUUCAAGCAAUGCAUUUCGAAAGCAGGUGCACUGGGCCAUCGGCUGAGAAUUCUCAUUACCAACCAGGUGCAGGUGUUGCCUGAAUGUGAUAAGGUGAUCUUUCUAGAAGAUGGGGAAAUACGAGCACAGGGGACUUUUGCAGAGCUCGCGUCGUCCAACGCAUCCUUCCAGCAACUAAUCGAUGAACAGGAGAAAGGUGACAACUCAAAGAACAAGGAUGCUCCGCCAUCGGAGUCUCAGUCGGACACAAAUGAGAUGUCCGACGAAAAAGCGGGGACAACACUGAUGCAGUCGGAAGAGCGAAAGACUGGCAACGUAGUCACCGGGGCGUACUACCAGUACGCACGUGCUUGCGGAGGAGUCCUGCAUUUCAUUUUGCUUCUUGUCUUUUGGUGUGUUACGGUGGCAAUGUCAGUGAUUGUCAAUUGGUGGUUGGUCUACUGGGCAGAUGAAACCGCCGCUGGAACUGAGCGCCCCUUGGUUUUUUUCCUGGGUAUCUACUUCGCGCUUGCAUUCGGGUAUGCUAUUCUUGUAUUGAUUCGUGGGAUUUGGUUCUUGUCUCUUGCUCUUGUGGCGUCGCGCAAGUUACAAUCGAGCAUGUUACAAUCUGUGCUUCAUGCACCGAUGGCUUUCUUCGACACCACACCGAUCGGCCGAAUUAUUUCCCGCUUUUCUCGAGAUGUCAGUGUUCUCGACGAAUUGCUCCCGCAGUUUUUCCAGCAGAUGCUGUCAACUGUCCUUAACCUUAUCGCAUCUUACGUGUUCAUUGGUACUAUUCUUCCUAUCUUUUUUGCUGCGGCAAUUCCUAUAACGAUCUUGUACUUCGCCUUGCAGAGGUUUUUCAACCGCACUUCGGUUGAGUUGAAGCGAUUAGACGCAAUCUCAAAGUCUCCCAUUUACGCACACUUCUCAGAGACUCUUGGCGGUCUGAGCACGCUUCGGGCGUAUGGGAAGCAGGACAAAUCACGUGCAGAGAACAUGAAAAUGAUCGAUAUCAAUCAACGUGCAUACUUCGCAUGGCUUGCAGCCAACCGGUGGUUUUCUCUGUAUCUCGAAUUUGCAGGGUCUCUCUUGAUCUUUGCGACAGCCGUUUUUAGUGUGACGGCUCCUGACAGCGUUUCGAGUGGGAACAUUGGUCUAAGCCUGACGUACGCUCUUCAGGUAACAGGCAUUCUUGGUUUUACGGUUCGAUCGAUUACUGAACUUGAAGGCCAAAUGAGCUCUGUAGAACGUGCCAACUACUACAGCCACGACCUACCACAAGAGGCACCAGCGAAGCUUGAUCCGAAGGACGGAGGAGGUGUUUCUGCUGAUUGGCCGACACGUGGUGAGAUAUGCAUUAAGGAUGUUGAACUCCUAGGCGUUGUCGGAAGGACGGGCUCCGGCAAAAGCUCGCUUAUGAUGGCUCUGUUGCGCAUGGUAGAACUGGCCAACGGUUCAAUAUCUGUCGAUGGCGUCAACCUUCGCAGCCUCGGGCUAUCUGACCUCCGAAAGAGGAUCACAAUCAUUCCACAAGAUCCGGUAAUCUUUAGCGGAACGAUUCGUUUUAAUCUCGACCCGUUCAGCCAGCACUCAGACGCCGAGCUUUGGGACGCUCUCGAAAAGUCCCACAUGCGAGAAUUUGUGGAGGCUUUCGAUGACGGACUUGACGCAAAGGUGUCUGAGUAUGGAGAGAACUUGUCAGCCGGCCAACGUCAAGUCAUCUGUUUGACGCGAGCGUUACUGAGAAAUUCGAAGAUUCUCAUCCUCGAUGAGGCUAGUAGUUCGCUCGACAUGGAGACAGACCGCCUGAUCCAGGAAACUAUUCGAACGCAUCUGAAAGACGCAACGAUUCUCACUAUCGCGCACAGGUUGUCCACCCUUGCUGAUUACGACAAAAUUAUAUUAAUGGAAAAUGGAAUGGUAGCUGAGUUUGGCAGUCCCGCGGGAUUGCUUGAGGACUCGAGAGGCAAGUUCACAGCUCUUGUCAACGCUCUGGGACCCGCGGGAAGUAACAGGUUUAGAGAACAGGUCGCAUCAGGAGGCCAAAGACGAUAGUGGUGUUCGUAUCCAUUGCACAGUGUUGAGGGCAACUUCUCUUCUGUACAUAUUCGCAGUAAAAAUGGUUUUCUACCGAGCUCAGUGGUUUAGGGAGGAGGCUAAUCGCAGCCGAAGUAAUGCCGUGCACGGCUACAGGUACAUCUGACAAAAAAAGCAUCUCUUUGAGUUU